CAUCCUAGUUGAAAAUCAUAUUGGUAAUAAAAUGUCGACUACUUCAACACAAAGCCUCCUGGGUCAUCUGACUCAACUUCGAUCAGAAAAACUCAACGCAUCCUUGGAAAUAUUAUGUGGAUUUCUUGCGACUGCAAUCAAAAACAACAGUGAGACUUAUUCACCAGCAAAUCAAUAUGAAAUACUUCUGCAUCAGGCUGAUGUCAAUUUCAAGAAAAAACAUUUUCGAAUAGCAGAGUCGGUUUAUCGACAAGCAAUAAAUGUGAGGAAAAAUGGUCUCAAACAGAAUCAAAAAAAUGUUUCUAGUUUCAAUAAAUUACCUUCAGAAGUUGAUGUGAAAUACAAAAUACAUGUUUGUUGUCAUAACAAUGAUGAUGAUCAUAAUGCGAUUAGUAUUUUGGAAAGCAUUCCAAUCAAGUACAGAACUGUAAAGAUAAACUAUGCUCUUGCUCAAAUUCAUCACAAGCUUGGAAGAAAAAGAUCGGCGAUAUUGUCAUACAAAGAUGUCUUAAAGAAGAUGCCUCUUGCUCUGGAUGUCAUAUUCAGCCUUCUGUCAUUGGGAGAAAGUAUAAAUGAAAUUUUAUCUAUUGUUUCCAAUGCUGCUCAAGGCUUAGAUUGGUUUUUACCUCUCAUAAAAGCCCGUGCAUUUUUACACUGUAAGGAAUACUACAAUUGUUAUUCUCACCUCAACAUAUUGAUGAAAAAAACUGCUAUUGCUGGUGAUGCACAGGUACACUGUUCUCUUGCAAAGCUGCGUGCUCGCACUGGGAACAACAAAUCUGCAAUCGUUUAUUUUGAAAGUGCAAGAAUGAAUAACCCGUUUCUACUUGAUGGCAUGGAUAUCUAUGCUUAUCUUUUAUAUGAAGAGGAUGAACACGAAAAAUUGGAUAAAGUGGCUUGUGAAUUAUUUUCCAUAACUUGCCAGCACCCUGCACCGUGGGUUACACUUGGAUAUCGAGCAUUGUCAAAGGGGGACUACAAACGUGUUGUAUAUCUAGCAGUGCAAGCAACUAAACUCGAUCCUGUAUGUGUCCAGGCCCUUAUAUUGAAAGGAUGUGCUUUACGUGCAAUUGAUGAAAUAAAAGAUGCUACUGCACAUUUCAGGGAAGCGUCUAGAAUUGAUCCCAACUGGUUUGUAUGUUAUAAGGAACUUGCUGAAACACAGUUGCAAAAUGGAAGAACAAAUGAAGCUAUUGCAGUUGCACAUAGCGCAUUGAAUACGAUUGGCUAUUUGACAAGUUGCUUAGUGCUCUGUGCAUCUGUACACAUGUGUGAUCAAAAUGGCAAGGACAAGGCCUUGAAUUAUGUCAACAAGGCACUGGUUUUAGAAGCAAACAACCAAUAUGCAAUCAUCGUAAAAGCAAAUGUUUUAUACAAAUAUGAAAAGUAUACGGAAGGAAUUAAGUUCCUGUCAGACACAGUUGAGUACUUCUCCAGCAGUCCAAUGCACACUAUACUUGGAAACUGUUACCAGGAAGUAAAAAACUAUCCGAAAGCGGUGGAACACUACACGAUAGCUCUGAGUUUGAAUUCGAACAAUAAAGAAGCAUCUGAAGGUUUGAAUAAAAUAUCGAAUCAACAACAAGACAUCAAUUUUGAAAGUGGGUCUUUGGAUACUGGUCAGCAAGGAGUUGAUGCAGAAGAGGGAAAUAGUGAUAGCGAUGCAAUGUAUACUGAAUGAUAUAUUGUUAAUCACAUGCAAUCAAAAUAUGAUGUCAUGUAUUUGCUAUUUUCAAUCUGAGCUGAUGUAAACUUGUCUUUGCGAUUUUUUUUUUUUUUUUCAAUAAAAAGUUCACAAUUUGCAGUUUUUUCUCCUAGUACAA
Molecule: messenger RNA, 1823 nt
Organism: Styela clava
Lineage: Eukaryota; Metazoa; Chordata; Ascidiacea; Stolidobranchia; Styelidae
Product: anaphase-promoting complex subunit 7-like
Biological process (GO): positive regulation of mitotic metaphase/anaphase transition; protein ubiquitination; cell division
Cellular component (GO): anaphase-promoting complex
Molecular function (GO): protein binding
Source: RefSeq, a predicted model, not a curated record